GUAUUAGAAAAUGGAGAAAACUUCUCUGUUGGAGAGCGGCAACUUCUGUGCAUGGCAAGGGCCUUGUUAAGGGGAAAUAAAAUAUUACUUCUCGACGAAGCUACUGCUUCUAUUGACAAUGAGACUGAUAAAUUAAUCCAACAAACUAUAAAGGAGGGUUUUAGUCAUUGUACUGUAUUAACUAUAGCACAUAGGAUUCAUACCGUAAAACAUUACGAUCGCAUCAUGGUAAUACAAAACGGUGAAAUAGUAGAAUUCGACUCCCCAGAUGUGUUGUUUGAGGAUCCCAACUCGCAUCUUCACAAGAUGAUAAACUCUUAAAACAGAAUUUGAUAGAUGUCAGUAGCUACUAAUGCUAUGCUUGAUGGAAGAAAUCGCCGAUGGUGUCCUAGCUAUAGUAUUAAUAUUCGUUGAAAUAGCAAGUUAGGGUGUUUGGAACGAAACUAGUACUGUACAGACAAAGGGAACAAUUUAGCUUUGAAAAUACUUUCAAAAUGUUAUGUGUUGAAAACUACACCUCGCGGUAUAGCUACUGUUGUAAAACAAGUACAUGUAACUAAUUAAUAUCCAUUAACAGUUGCCACAACAAUUAGCCAGAAAGUGCUAAAUAAUCCUCCAAUGCUUUUAGCAUUUAUAUUAUCUAUAUCUUUAGAUUACGGGUUUCAGUGGUUGUAGGACGUCUG
Messenger RNA from Owenia fusiformis, 683 nucleotides. Lineage: Eukaryota; Metazoa; Annelida; Polychaeta; Sabellida; Oweniidae. The record is from the annotation of a GenBank genome assembly.